Messenger RNA from Vitis vinifera (wine grape), 8354 nucleotides. RefSeq lists its product as uncharacterized. Bases 6279 to 7286 code for a protein of 335 amino acids. The transcript has 2 exons. NCBI's taxonomy places the organism in Eukaryota, Viridiplantae, Streptophyta, Magnoliopsida, Vitales, Vitaceae. The record is from RefSeq and is a predicted model, not a curated record.
CAGAAAGAGGAAUUGUAUAGUGAUAGGCAGUCUGAGGGAUCCACCCUUGAUGAUACAAGGGAUGAAGCUGUUUGCCAUGAUUCAGAAGAAAAAACAGAAAUGAGACAUUCAAGAUAUGGUACACAACAUGUUCUUGUGUUGGCUGACUUUCCACCAAGUACGAGGACAACAAAUCUGGAGAAGCUCUUUGAGAACUUCAGAGAUCGUGAAGUUGUUAUUCGUUGGGUCAAUGAUACGAUGGCACUUGCUGUAUUUCGAACAACAACAAUUGCUAAUAACAAAUUCUUUUAUUUGUUAUGUUUUUAAACUCUAAGAGAAUAGUUAAUGUGAUGUAGGACAACCUUAGGAUGGUUGUCUAUACUCAAAAAUAGGUGGGCUAGGGUUUUAUUUUUAGGGUGUAAGGAGAGGAACAAGGAACAAAUUUUAUGAUAGAGAAAAUAUAUAAGAUAAGAAAUAGAGAGGAAGAAGAAACAACGAAGAAAAGAUUGAAAACCUUAGAGUCUCACCAAGGCUUUCUAGGAGUCUUACCUAUAAGAAAAUCAAUGGAAUCUCACCAUUGAGGAUUGCAACACUUGCAAUGAAAGAAAAUAUAAUAUUAUUAAUAUCAAUUCAUCCCUUUGAUUUACAUCAAUUAGCUUAUUUAUAGGUUUCACUAAGAAAUCCAAAGUCUGCUAGGACUUUAAUAACUUAUUAUGACUUUAAUUCUAAUUAUAACAUUCAAAGUCUACUAGGACUCUAAUAACCUAUCAUGACUCAAAUUCUAAUUAUAUUAUAACUUAACUAGCUAAUCCUAAUUAGACUCCAACAAAUGUUAAUCCUAAUUUAAUUCCAAGUAAUACUAAUCCUACUUUAAUUGCAAUUAAUACUAAUUCCCUUUCUUGAUAUAUAUCUUAGAGAUUCAUCCUCAUUAAUUUCCCCUGAUUUGAAAAAAAACUUGACUUCGAGUUUUAGUGAUUUUCCACAGUCAAUUGAAAUUCCAAGCAAUGCCUUCUACCCUUUCUUUCUUCGUCGUCUUUUUACCGUGCUAAGACGGGAUCUCAAGAUCUCUUGAACUUGUUCAAUUUCAUGCAAGACAAAUACUAGACUUCGAAAAACCUUUUGAUGUUGUAAAACAAGUUGAUAAUUCUCGAAAUAAUUACGUGUCUUCAACAAGCUUGUAAAGAGUUGCUUCCCAUACUCUUCUUGUAAACUGUCUUGUAGAAGAAUAAAAUUCUUAAAUUCCCUAUGUUUAAAAGAAAUUUCAGCAAAUUCUUCAUGUUUGCCACCACUCAUGAUAAUGUUUGGCCUUGGGAAGUCAAACAUCGAUAGGGCAACUAUUAUAAAAGAGCCAUGGUCUUCCAAGCAUAAUAUGGGCAGCUUUCAUUUGCAAAACAUCACACCAUGCCGAUAACUCAAAAUUAUUACUAAAAUUAAACGUCACUAAAUAAUGAGAACUCACCAAAAUAGAUGUGUCAUUUACCCAUGCUAUUUGAUUGGGAUUUGGAUGACCUUCUGUCUUUAGAUUAUGCUUCUCAACAAGCUCCUCUGAAGCUAGAUUGAAAUAACUACCUCUAUCAAUAAUCAAAGUACAUAGUCUCCCUUGAUUUGGAUGACCUUCUGUCUUUAGAUUAUGCUUCUCAACAAACUCCUUUGAAGCUUGAUUGGAACAACUACCUCCAUCAAUAAUCAAAGUACACAGUCUCCCUUGGUAAGCAAUACGAGUUCGGAAGAUGCUAGUACGUCGCCGAUCCUCCUCUUCAUUUAGCCUUGGUAUGUUCACCAAUGGCUGCAUAAAACAACUGUAGCCUUCAACCAUGUUUGCAUAUGUUUCUCCACUCCUUAAUUACACAUGCCUUCAUGUCAAGAAUUUUUGCUCUAAUACCAAAAUUGAUGUAGGACAAUACUAGGAUGAUUGCCUAUACUGAAAAGUAGGUGGGCUAGGGUUUUAUUUUUAGGAUGUAAGGAGAAGAACAAAGAAUAAAUUUUAUGUUAGAGAAAACAUAUAAGAUAAAAAAUAGAGAGAGGAGAAACCACGAAGAAAAGAUUGAAAACCUUAGAGUCUCACUAAAGCCUUCUAGGAGUCUCACCUAGAAGAAAAUCAAUGGAAUUUCACCAUUGAGGAUUGCAACGCUUGCAAUGAAAGAAAAUAUAAUAUUAUUAAUAUCAAUUCAUCCCUUUGAUUUACAUCAAUUGGCCUAUUUAUAGGCUUUUCUAAGAAAUUCAAAGUCUACUAAGACUCUAAUAACUUAUUAUGACUCUAAUUCUAAUUAUAACAUCCAAAGUCUAUUAGGACUUUAAUAACCUAUCAUGACUCAAAUUUUAAUUAUAUUAUAACUUAACUAGCUAAUCCUAAUUAGACUCCAACAAAUAUUAAUCCUAAUUUAAUUCCAAGUAAUACUAAUCCUACUUCAAUUGCAACUAAUACUAAUUCCCUUUCUUGAUGUAUAUCUUGGAGUUUCAUCCUCAUCAUAAUAUAUCUCAAAUCAAUAGUUCAACUAAUUUUGGCAAUUUGUGGCAUGCUAUUAUUAUCUUUAUUCAUUAAUUUUGUUUCCAGAAAUAUUUUGUAAUGGUGUAACAGUUAGCUAAUUUAGUAGCAAUUUGCAUGUUGAUGGAAAAGACUGAUAUUGACUGAUUUAAUUGUUACGGUAAGAAUCUAUGUUAAAAAGUGUUCUUUAGUGCAUUUGUAGAGGGCAUGAUAAGAAAACCUUUUAAAGGGAGAUCUCUUUUGGGGGAUAGGUUUAAAUUUUUUUUAUUUGCAACCUUUUAUUUUAUUUUUUACUAGGGGAUUUGUCUCUACUUUCUGUUAUCUGGGAGUGUAUCUUUUGUGGAUUUUGUGGAUGAGUUUAGUUACAAGCUUGUUUUCUUGAUGGCCUUCUUCGAAAGAUGGAUUCCCUUUAUAGUAUAAAUGACAUGUACUUAACAGCAACCUGUUUUCUGACAUCAUUUUAAGGGGUUUAUUUUGUUAAUAAAUAAAGUAAGAACUUCUGUAACAUGGAUUCUGCUGUGGCCUACGGUUAUCUUCUGGUCAUAGUAUGAGUGCUAUGAGUAGCUAGGUCCAAUUGGAGGACAUUUUUAUUUGGAAUAAGAGUCAUAAUUAGGUAAAGCUGCAUCAUAUAAUUAGCAAAUAGAGCAUGGGUACAUUAUGUUCUUGUUCUCCUCAUACAAUGAUAACAUAAUACUUAAAAUAAAAAAAAACAUGUAAUUACAUGGUGGUAGAAUAAGUGGUUGAAAUGGACAUGCCAGUGAUAGCUUUAAGAAGUUGACUUUUGAAAAGAUAGCUAACAAAUGUGAUGAGCAGACAUGUAAUUACAUGGUGGUAGAAUAAGUGGUUGAAAUGGACAUGCCAGUGAAAGCUUUAAGAAGUUGACUUUUGAAAAGAUAGCUAACAAAUGUGAUGAGCAGAGUGAUAAAUUGCCAUUACAAGAAUUUGUAUCAUUCUUUUAGUUGGAAUUAUAUAUUGUUUACGGUGAGAGAGAGCAUCAAAAAGAAAAGAGAGAAAGAAACUAGCAGGAAGAUGGAAAGAAGAAAGAAACUUUGGCGGCUGAAGGAUUUCACAGGAUUAUGGUUUCUCUACUCAUGUUACCUAAUAAAACUGUCAAAUGUGGAACUAUGAAAAUGCCCUUAAUAUGUAAGCAUUAUUAAUAUAACAGUUUGUAUUUCCUAAACACUCCUCAACUAUGUAUAAAGAUGUCACACAUCCUCCACUUGCAUAAAGUUUUAUGCAAACUUGCACUGGCGAUCCCCUUGGUAUAUCUGCUAACUAAUCCCAAUCUUCACAUAGGUAGUGCCAAUGAGACCUAUGUUCUCCUUCUUAUUUUCCUAUUGGUUUUGUGGUUGGCUGAUCUAGGCUUCCACAAACAGCAAUGCAGCCCCGAUUUUAUAAUCCUCCUUGUCCAAUGAUCAAAUCUCAAAGGCCCUCUGUGACUUUUAGUUAGCCAAGACAAAACUGUUUCUAAAUCCCUCUUUACCAGUAAAUGGGUGACACCCAUUGCAUUGCAACUUAGAUGCUGCAGUAAAGCAAGUAUCUCUACUUCUAUAGCUAGUCCAAACCUAGCUCUUUUUAUUGCACUUGAAUAAUCUCACUUUUAUGAUCUUAGUGAGUCUAUCAAUACCCUUCUGACUUAGAUUGCUCAAGGGCUAUGCAUUUAAAUUUAGUUUUUGCAAACCAACUAAUGGAAUAGCCCUCUUCUACCCCCUCUCCACCACUUUCCUAACUGGGAGGCUAUUGAACUCCAAUCGUCUAAGAUGAUGCUUACUAGAUUUCCUGAGAACUGCUUGGUAACUAGCAUUCAAAUAGGUGAGGAAAUAUAUAUUCUCUCAAGACUCAAUAACCAGUCUUUUCUUAUGUGCAAAGAUCCAAACAUUUCUAUCCAGCCAAAUAACUCGUAAGGUUGCUAGGAUAUGGCCCUUCUAACAAGGCCCUGACUACGGGCCUCUUAUCAAACCCUAGAAAUAUACAACCAACAUAUUAGAAACACCUAUCCAAGCAAACCCUGAUGCUGAGAAAAAGUCUCUGCCUCAAAACUCCUAGGCAAUGGGUCAAUAUUGGAGGGGAAAAAAUGCAUUUGUGUCCUUAUGCCAUUAAGUUUCCAACCAUUUGAAAUUUCAGGUCUGUUCUUCCUCCUGCAACUCAGAGUUUCCUUGUUCCUAUAUUUAAUAGUUCUUGCUUUUAUAAGCGAUGAGGGAGAGAGAGAGCGAGGGCAAUGGCAAUGAGGGAGAAAGCCAAUCGGGGAGGCGGAGAAAACGGCAGGGGAGUAGCUUUGGGGUGGAGUCGAAGGUUUUUGAAGUCGAAGUGGAGGAGAGAAGAGGCAAAACCCUGGUUUUCAUCGUGGAAAGCAAGAGAAGGGUUUCGUCACGGGUCCGACUGGGGCCGGCAAGUGUUAGGCUCUUUCGGGGCGAUUAGAGGAAUUUGGGAAGAACCUUGGUGUUUGGGGGGUGAUUUUAAUAUCAUCCUCUCUCAAAGUGAAAGAAGAAGACAGGGGAGAAUAACCUCAGCUACGAGGAGGUUUGCUCAAGUUGUAGACGAGCUAGGACUCGUGGAUUUACAAUUGCAAGGGGAAUCUUUCACCUGGAGUGGGGGCCUUAAUAACCAGUCAAGGGCCAGGCUAGAUAGAUUUCUGGUGACUUCCUGCUGGCUUGACCAGUUCAGUAGGGUAGUCCAGAGAAGGUUACCUUGGCAUAUCUCGGAUCAUUUUCCAAUCUUACUUGAGGGGGGUGGCCUAAGGAGAGGGCCCACCCCUUUUAGAUUCGAAAAUAUGUGGCUCAAAGUUGAGGGGUUUAAAGAUCUAAUUCGUAGUUGGUGGUAGGGGAUGGUGGUUAGAGGCAGUGCCGGCUUUAGAUUGACUGCAAAACUGAAGGAGUUGAAACAAAACUUAAAAAUCUGGAAUAGAGAGGUGUUUGGGAGUCUGGAGUGCAAUAAGGCUGCAGCUCUCCAACAAGUGGAGUAUUGGGAUCGAAUGGAAUGUGAGAGAAGUUUGACAGAUGAGGAAUUAGCUUGUAAAAAGGAAGCCAAGGAGGGGUACGUUAAGUGGGUGGACCUAGAAGAAACCCAUUGGAGAUAGGCUUCAAGGGAGUUAUGGUUAAAGGAAAGGGAUAGAAACACGGGCUAUUUCCACCGUAUGGCAUCCGCCCAUAGAAGAGCCAACUACAUGGACAGAAUCAAGAUAAAUGGGGUGAGGCUGUCAGGGGAUCAAAAAGUGAGGGAAGGGGUAGCGAAUGCCUAUUAGCAGAUGCUCUCAGAAUGCUUGGAUUGGAAGGCGGACAUUGGAAGGCUACAGUUGAACCAAAUUAGCCUUCAAGAAGCGGGUCUACUAGAGCUCCCUUUCUCUAAGGCUGAGGUCCAGGCUGCUUUGAUGGAUAUGAACAGGGAUAAAGCCCUAGGACCAGAUGGUUUCACCUUGGCUUUCUGACAAAGUUGUUGGGACUUUGUGAAGGAGGAGAUAUUGGAUAUGUUUAAGGAAAACUAUGAGCAGAAUGCUUUCCUCAAAAGCCUCAACAAUACUUUUUUGGUGCUGUUACCCAAGAGAUGAGGGGUCGAGGACCUAGGGGACUUUAGACCCAUCAACCUUUUGGGGGGGCUGUAUAAGUUAUUGGCUAAGGUGCUGGCCAAUAGACUUAAAAAAGUGAUAGGAAAAGUGGUUUCCCCCGAUCAGAAUGCGUUUGUCAUGGGAAGACAGAUCUUAGAUGCCUCUUUAAUUGCAAAUGAGGUGAUUGAUGCAUGGCAAAAAAGGGGUGAGAAAGGUCUAAUCUGUAAGUUGGAUAUCGAGAAGACAUAUGAUAGCAUUAAUUGGUAGUUCCUAAUGAAGGUUAUGCAAAAAAUGGGGUUUGGUCCAAAGUGGUUGAGUUGGAUGUGGUGUUGCAUCUCCAUAGCCAAGUUCUUAGUCUUGGUGAACGGAGUUCCAGUUGGCUUCUUCUCAAGUUCGAAGGGGCUGCGCCAAGGAGACCCUCUUUCCCUCUAUCUUUUCGUCAUGGGAAUGGAAGUGUUGAGCGUUUUAAACAAAAGGGCUGUGGAAGGGGGUUUUAUUUCGGGGUGUAACAUUCGGCAUGGUAAAGGGCGGGCGGUCCACAUUUCACACUUGCUCUUUGCCGAUGACACAAUCGUUUUUUGUGAGGUAAAGAAUGAGCAUUUAACGCAUUUGAGUUGGAUUCUUUUUUGGUUUGAAGCUGCUUCAGGGUUAAGAAUUAAUUUGACUAAAAGUGAAAUCAUCCUGGUUGGAGAGGUGGACGAAAUGGCAGUGGAGCUAGGGUGUAGGGUGGGGCAGCUGCCUGCAGUCUACCUAGGGCUACCACUGGGGGCGCCAAAUAAGGCCACUUCCGUGUGGGAUGGGGUGGAAGAGAGAGUGAGGAGGAGACUUGUCCUUUGGAAACGCCAAUAUAUUUCAAAAGGUGGGAGAAUCACUCUUAUAAAGAGCACGAUGACUAGCAUGCCAGUAUAUCAAAUGUCCCUUUUCAGCAUGCCCAAGUCUAUGGCAAGGAGGUUAGAAAAACUGCAAAGAGAUUUUUUGUGGGGAGGGGGAAAUCUGGAAAGGAAAGCUUACUUUGUCAAUUGGGAGGCGGUUUGUGUGGAUAAGGAGAAAGGGGGGCUUGGCAUAAGGAAGCUAACCCUAUUGAACAAAGCCUUGCUUGGCAAAUGGAUUUGGAGAUUUGCUUGUGCUAAGGAGGAUCUUUGGAAGCCAGUGCUCAUGGCGAAGUAUGGGCAAGAGGAUUUCGGUUGGAGGACCAAAAAGACUUUUGGUGUGUUUGGAGUGAGGCUUUGGAAGGAGAUUUUGAAGGAAGCUGGAUGGUGCUGGGAAAAAAAUGGCGUUUAAAGUGGGAAAAGACACUAAAAUCAGGUUUUGGACUGAUCUUUGGUGUGGGGGUACAGUGCUGUCUUAAAGAUUCUCGCAUUUCUUCACUUUGGCUGCUCAAAGGAAUGCGACAAUAGAAGAAAUGUGGGACCAGAAUUUUGGCGAAGGAGGAUGGAAUUUGAGGUUUAUUAGAGAUUUUAAUGAUUGGGAAUUGGAUAUGGUAGGCAACUUGCUGCAUGUUUUGAGGGGUCACAGGAUAACUUUGGAGGAAGAUUUGGUUUUUUGGAAGGAAGGAAAAAACGGAUAGUUUAGAGUAAAGAAAGCAUACAGCUUGUUGGAAAGCCCUUUGAUGGCCGUCUUUCCAAAAAAUAACAUAUGGGUGGAGAGAGUUCCAACUAAAAUUGUGUUUUUCGCGUGAAACUGCUUGGGGGAAGAUUAUGACUCUUGAUAGACUCAAGAAGAGAGGGUGACAACUUCCCAAUCGUUGUUUUUUGUGUGGUUGUGAAGAGGAAAAUGUAAAUCAUAUUCUCAUACAUUGUACAAUGGUCAGAGUGCUGUGGGAUUUAGUUUUGGGUUUGUUUGGGGUUUAGUGGUUGUUUCUAGAAACUGUAAAAGAGGUUUUAUUUAGUUGGAGGGGAUCCUUUGUGGGGAAAAAAAGGAAAAAACUUUUGAAUUCCAUUCCGUUGUUUAUUUUUUGGACGGUUUGGAAGGAGAGGAAUAGACUAACUUUUAGGGGUAGGGGGGGGGGAGGGGUGUUAGCAAUACAGAGACUUAAAUAUUUCUUUGUUUGUAAUAUAUGGGGUUGGACUAAAUUGUAUAUUGGAGAGGAGCCGUCUUCCCUCAUAGGCUUUUUGGAGUGGUUAGCCUCCAGAUAAGGGGUGGUGGGUUUUUUAUUGGUUUUUUGCUUGUGAGGCCUUAGUAGCCUUGUAUACCCCUUGUAUACUUUGUGGCUAUUUUGCCUCUUUUUAUUGAAUUCCGUGCUUACUUAUAAAAUAAAAAAAAAAGUUUCCAACCAUUUGAAUUGAAUGUAUGAAAGGUUUCACUUUCUUACAGAAAACCAAAAUAAAACCUGAACCCAAAAAAAAAAAA